AUGAAUAUGUCGUCUGAGAUUCCUUCGUCCCAGCCACCUGUGAGCUUGCAAUUCGGUAACAGCGAAACGACUGGAGGCAGCCAAUCCUUCACGGGCUAUGUCACUGGACCAGUUCAAUUUCACUCGGGCCACGAUCGCUUGGACGCCCUCCCUCGUGCUGAGGGUGCUGGCUUCAAUUCGGGCGAGCUUGAGCAUGAGCGCUUAUGCUUACCCGGCACUCGGACCAAGAUCCUCAAAUUGAUUGAACGAUGGAGUACCGACCCUCAAGGCGAGCGGAUCUUCUGGCUCAGCGGGAUGGCCGGCACUGGCAAAUCUGCUAUCGCUCGCACAUUGGCUCACAAUUUAUACGCGAAAGAGCAGCUGGGAGCCAGCUUUUUCUUUUCCCGAGGCAGAGGUGACCGUGGAAAUGCCUCGAAGUUCUUCACCUCCAUUGCGUACCAGCUUGCAUUGUGCGAUAUCGAGAACGGGGCACUUGCUCGAUUAAUUCGCAAAGCCGUCGAUCGACAUCCUGAUAUCAUCAAGCGAGCCAAACGCGAUCAGUGGAAACAUCUCAUCCAGGAACCGUUAUCACAGAUGAAAAGCCACUCUGCACACGGUAUUGUUCUGACUAUCGUGAUCGAUGCACUGGAUGAGUGUGAAGAUGACAGAGAUGUUCAGCUGAUUCUCAGGAUUCUCUCUGAAGCGAUUUCUUUUGACAACAUCGAGUUUCGGGUAUUCAUGACAGGUAGGCCAGAUAUAUCUGUGCGUGAUGCGUUCCUGGAAACAGUCUAUAAAGGUAUCAUCCUUCACGACAUCGAGCGGCAUAUUGUUCAACAAGACCUUCGCAGCUUCUUCGAGUACGAAUGCGAUAAGAUAAAACAAAAACGUCCUCUGAUUGGUGAAUUUCCAGGCAAAAAUGAUAUUGAGAAUCUUGUACAGCGGGCUGGAGAGCUUUUCGUUUAUGCUACCACUAUAUGUCUAUUUCUUGGUGAAAGAAAGCCUCCGCCUCCUCGAGAGCGCCUAAAGAUGGUUCUACAAAACAACGCCUCUUCAGCGUCGGCUCUGGAGAACCUCGACCAAGUAUAUAUCCAAAUUCUUCAAGAGGCAGUACCGAAGACCUACUCGACGCAUGACAAAGUGCAAUUUUGUUCGCGCUUUAGAGUCAUCGUUGGCUCUAUCGUGAGCCUGUUCAGCUCACUCUCGGUCAGCUCAUUAGCAGCACUACUAUUUGAAGAGCUAGACGGCAUCGACCUCACGCUGGACAAACUUUGGUCUAUCCUCAAUGUUCCCCAAAAGAGCAAUGCCGCAAUCUCCUUGUUACAUCCUUCUUUUCGAGAUUUCCUGCUCGACCAGAGACGAUGUACCGAUCUCGAUUUCUGGGUCGACAGCGCCGAAAGGCACCUUGCCCUUACUAAAACUUGCUUAAGACUUAUGGCAGCUAGUCCCAAGAGAGACAUCUGCGACUUGAAACUGCCGGGAACCCUUAUCGAAGAGAUAGAUCCUGAGAGGGUCCGAGAACAAAUCCCUACAGAGCUCGAGUAUGCCUGCACCCACUGGGUUCAGCAUCUCGUUCAAGCUCGAAGCAAAAUUCUUGGACCCAAUCUUCCCACUGGAGUCCAGGCUUUUCUUGAGCAGAAUAUCCUUUACUGGUUCGAAGCACUAAGUCUGCUCGGGAAGAUGCACGAAUCGGUCUUGAUGCUUUCGACGCUACUUGCUUUGGCCCAGUCUUAUGGCGAUAAAAGUCUAGUAGAAUUAGUGUACGAUGCCUACCGCUUCAGCCUAGAUCAUCGAUUUAUGAUAGAACAAGCACCUCUUCAAACAUAUCAUUCGGCGUUGAUCUUCAGCCCGUCUACAAGUAUAGUUCGGAAGCUCUUCGAGAGCCAAGCUCCACAUUGGGUCAGAUGUACAUCCAGCGUUCCGGAUAGCUGGGGUGCAUUAUUGCAGACGCUCGAAGGCCAUGCCGAAGAAAUUAAGUCGGUAGCAUUCUCGCCUAACGGGCAGAAACUCGCGUCCGGGUCUCAGGAUGGGACCGUACGUGUAUGGGAUACAGCGUCAGGAGUACAUCUGCAGACAAUCGAUCAUCAAUGCGGUGUUCAAUCGAUAGCGUUCUCACCUCUCGGGCAGAAGCUCGCGUCGGGUUCUCAAGAUGGCCUACGUAUAUGGGACGUAGCGUCUGGAUCGCUGAUUCAGACGUUUGAAGGCUCCGAUAUAAAAUCUUUAGCGUUCUCGCCUGACGGGCAGGUUCUCGCAUCAUCGUGUGAUAAUAUGAUACAUGUACGGGAUGCAGUGUCUGGAAAUGUGUUGCACAAAUUCCAAGCCUCCUAUGUUCUUUCGGUAGCAUUUUCGCCUAAUGAGCAGAAGCUCGCCUGCACGUCCGGGCCUAGCUGGGGUCCAAUACAUGUAUGGGACAUAGCGUCCGGAUCGGAGCUGCAGAGACGUGAAGGCUCUUUCACAUCAGUAAUAUUCUCGCCUGACGGGCAGAAGCUCAUAUCUGGGUCCAUAGGUAAUACGAUACGCAUAUGGGACGCAGGGUCCGGAUUGCCGCUGAAGACGCUGAAAGGUCAUCUCGGUCGGGUUAAAUCGCUAGCGGUCUUCGAACAGAAGCUCGCGUCCGGGUCUGGGGACCGAACGAUACGUAUCUGGGACCUAGUUUCCGGAUCGCUGCUACAAAUUUUCGAAGGCCAUUCUGAUGGGGUCUUGUCGGUAGCAUUCUCGCCUAAUGGGCAGAAGCUCGUGUCUGGAAGUGAGGAUUCUACGGUACGCGUCUGGGACAUGGCAUUCGAAUCGCCGCUACAGACGCCCGAAGACUAUAAGCCGGACAUGUUGACAUCUAUAGCGUUCUCGUCCAAUGGGCAGAAAAUAGUAUCCGUGUCUUCCACCGGCGAAGUACGCGUAUGGGACUCAGGGUCCGGACUACUACUCCACAAGCUCGAAGGCCUGAAAUGGGUUUCAUCGGUAGCGUUUUCGCCCGACGGAAACAAGCUUGCGUGCGUCACCUUCGACUAUAUAAGAUGCCAUACAAUACGGGUAUGGGAUGUAGUAUCCGGAUCGGAGCUGCGGACGAUUGAAAACGUUACCGAUGUGAAGAGCGACAAUGGCGUCCGCUACUACGUCAGCGAAGACACCGGCAGAUACAACGCUAUGUCGGUAGCGUUCUCGCCUGACGGGCAGAAGGUCGCAUGCAAGUACCGAGACCUCCUCUCCAAGAAAGUCAUAGUGUUUUGGGACGUAGCGUCCGGAUCGCGGUUGCAGACGCUAGAAGGCCGUCCUGACUGGGUUCGGUCUUCCGCGCUUUCAACUGACAAGCAGCUGGAGGCACUAAAUGUAACCGAUCGUUGGGUAACAGUGAACGAGAAGAGAAUGAUCUGGCUUCCCCCAGCUCAGCGGGAUUCUGUGUUCGAUGUACGUGGGACCAAAAUAGCUAUGGGCUCUGCUUCAGGCAUUGUGACUAUCUUGAAUCUGGAUUUCAAGCAGAUGGACUUCUUCACCGAUCCCCCUCCUAGCCUUGUAGAUGCAACAGGCACAUCCUCAAACGAUGUCUACGCCACUGCUAUGGCCAGUGAUGACGACGAAAUGGAGUCGUUGCAUGAUGAAGAUGAUGAGGAUGAGGAUGAGGAUGAGGAUGAUGAUGAGGAUGAGGAUGAGGAUGAUGACGAUUAG
Letharia columbiana is the source of this 3639-nucleotide messenger RNA. RefSeq lists its product as uncharacterized. Gene Ontology annotation, molecular function: protein binding. Gene Ontology annotation, biological process: negative regulation of transcription by RNA polymerase II. The record is from RefSeq and is a predicted model, not a curated record. The transcript has 3 exons. Gene Ontology annotation, cellular component: nucleus; transcription repressor complex. NCBI's taxonomy places the organism in Eukaryota, Fungi, Ascomycota, Lecanoromycetes, Lecanorales, Parmeliaceae. The coding region runs from base 1 to 3639 and encodes 1212 amino acids.